Molecule: messenger RNA, 993 nt
Organism: Parastagonospora nodorum SN15
Lineage: Eukaryota; Fungi; Ascomycota; Dothideomycetes; Pleosporales; Phaeosphaeriaceae
Exons: 1
Coding region: 1-993 (330 amino acids)
Source: RefSeq, a predicted model, not a curated record
AUGGAGUCAACGCCACCAAACACCGACACCGACUCCCGCCUUCACGCUUUCCCCUUCCUCCACCUCCCACCAGAAUUACGCCUAAUCGUGUACGAGGUUGUGUUCGCAACUGUUACAAGAACACACCAUGAGUUGGAGUGCAUGAGUACAGGUCCACAAGCUUCUCACCCAUGUCUCGCUCAGAAGCACAACAAGCCUGCGGCGUCCGUCAUAUUUGUAUAUGAAGCACACAAUGUUGCCUUGCUCGCUACAUGUCAUCAAAUCUACUCGGAAGCCGGUGUUUACGCUCUUCCGGCUCUCAAAACGCUGCAACAACGACCGCGAAAGAUCAUUGUCACCACAAGCGGGAUGGAUUGUGAUAUCCUCGGCUAUCUAGUCCGCUUGUCUCGUUCGACCCAGGAAGUUCGUUGCCUCGCCCAGUCGGAUCAUCAGCUCACAAAGUCGAGUGAGGAGAGCAAGCAGGAGGUGCAACCUGACACCCAGACCACUGAAGUACAGAUCGCCAUACGCAAUGAUUUCCACGAACGAACAGUCGGAGAUCAUGGAACGACGGAAGAUCUAUGGACCUACCUCAGGAUGUACAUGCUGCGCCUACACUACGACAAACUUUUGUACGAAGCACAGCAGCUAAGCUUGCAGGCGCUCCGAUGGCCAGCGCACAAUCUGGACGUUCACUUCCGUAUGGCACUCAUGUCACCGAGAGAAAAAGAGGAAUUUGAUGCAGAGCCUUGGCUCGAGAAUAGUAUUGCGAAUGAUGGCGAGUUUCCGACGCAGAUUCAAAGUGGAGAAGAGAUCGAAUCUGUUGAGUGGGAUAAGGAUUGGGCACCAUCCGUUCCGGCUGCCGAAUAUGUUGCAAACGACUUCGAGGAACGAAAUACCAGCCUAUUCGAGCAGCGCCUAAGUGUUGCAAGAGCUGAAGGUUUCAUUCAUGCUGUUUCUGCGUACUGGAAGGCUGUAUGCGGACGAUGGAGUGGUAGAAAAUGGCUAGAUUAG